This is a messenger RNA of Rhipicephalus microplus (southern cattle tick), 4227 nucleotides long. Its product is annotated as cell adhesion molecule Dscam1. The record is from RefSeq and is a predicted model, not a curated record. Gene Ontology annotation, biological process: cell-cell adhesion. Gene Ontology annotation, molecular function: protein binding. Lineage: Eukaryota; Metazoa; Arthropoda; Arachnida; Ixodida; Ixodidae.
AUGGAGAGGAGAGAACUACUCAAGAACAAAAACAAGGAGCUACUAUUCCCAACACCAAAGGUCGUUAAGUGCGCGCGCUGCAUCAAGGACGAUCUCGUUGAGGUUGGAUGGGGCACCCAGCACCUGGCCCAGAUGGGCGAGAAACCAGAUGACACUGCUACACUCGGCGUGUUGGCGAGCCGAUGCGACGCCACCCACGGGACAUCCGGGCCUCGCUGGCUGAACGAGCUCCCCGCGCGUCUCUUGUUCUCCAACUGGACGGGUGCCACGGUGCGCUGCUUAGCCGAGGGAGAGCCGCGCCCCGACGUCUGGUGGGUGAGCGCCGCCGACGGGCUGAACGCCAGCGCGCUGCCGGUGGCCUCCCGAGCUCAGCUGCUCGCCGUCCACGACGGCACGCUCACCUUCCUGCCCUUUCGGGAGCACCAGUUCCGCGAGCAAUUACACCGAGGUUCCUUCCGCUGCCACGCGCGCAACACCAGAGGGACCGUGCUGAGCACCGUAGUUCACGUCAGUGCGGUGGUGGCCCAGGACUGGGAGCUGCGCAUGUGGUCGGCUCCGGGUUCGGUGCCGCGCGGCGGCGCCCUAUUGGUGCGCUGCCCGGUACCGAGUCACGUGAGCAGUCAUGUGAUCGUCACAGCCUGGGAGGAGGAGCACCACAGUCCAGCGCUCAUCACACCCCGUUCACCGACAGACCGGUACGUGAUGACGGCGUCGGGUGAUCUGUACGUGCGCAGCCUGACGCAAGCUUCCCGCUUCCGCUGCCACACGGAGGACGUGCUCACCCGCCGCAACAGGACGAGCUCCACCUACGCGCACUACCACGCUACGGAAACAAGCGGAAGCCAGACACCAUCAAUCACUUUUCACUCUGGACACGUGACCAUAGACCAAGGUCGCCCGACUGACCUAGUCUGUUUAGCGCAAGGUUGGCCUCCACCGAAGUUCAAGUGGUACCGCAAGCAGGGACAAAGGCUGGCACCGGUGUCGUCCUCGCCUGCACCGACGGUGCUCGACGGAGUGCUGCACUGGAGCGGAGGAGUGGACGCCGAAGACGAAGGCCAGUACGUGUGCGUCGCCUCCAACACACUGGGAGAAGCCAGGGCCACGCUACAGCUCUCAGUCAUCGGAGACUUGUCCGUCACCAUCCGUCCACGCCUGGUUCGUGCCGAGGCCGGUGACUCGGUGUCCUUCCAGUGCAACGCGAGCAGCAGCGAAGCGUCGCUCGAGUGGCGCCUAAACGGGUCGCCGCUUCCACUGGGAUUCCAGCGGCUCGAGCGAGGGUUCGUGCGAAUCGCUGCUGUGGCCCGGCACCAGGGUGGCAUGCUGCAGUGCUUCGCUACUUCCAGGGAUGGACGCAGGGCUGCGCAAGCUACGACAGAGCUUGUUGUGGGAGAGCGGGCACCACGCAUGGAGCGAACGUACGGCACCUCAGGAAGCCUAAGCCCCAAGUCUCCCGCGAGCCUAGGGUGCCGGGCAUCGGGCGACCCGGCACCCUCGAUCACGUGGACGUUGGACGGUGCGUGGCCCGUGUCCGGUAGCGGUCCUCGUUUGCGUCUAUGGUCAACCAGCGACUCGGUGACGGGCGAUGCGGUCAGCUUCCUCAACUGGACGUCGGUGGAGCCAUCAGACUCGGGGAAUUACCAGUGUGUGGCGAGCAAUGCUGCGGGACGAGUGGUGCAUGACUUCAGGCUUGACGUGCGCGGUCCGCUCUUCACUCGGCCGGCGUACAACAUCACCGCGCUGGACGGACACCGCGCAGUGCUGCGGUGCCCAUUCGGCGGAUACCCGUACGACAAGAUCACUUGGUUCAAAGACGGCAGUGAACUUCCGGUAAACCAAAGGCAGACCGUGUUCCCCAAUGGCACGCUACUGCUGGAGACCCUGACGAAGGCCAAGGAUUCUGGAGAGUACAGCUGCUCCGUGGACAGUCCCGCGGGUCCCGCUGUGCAGCAGGCCAUCCGCGUCAUCGUCAGAACUGGGCCGCAGAUCACGCCAUUCCGAUGGCUGGACGAACUCCAGGAAGGCAUGCGUGCCGCACUCAGUUGCUUCGUGCACGCCGGUGAGCCGCCCAUCGUCAUCGAGUGGCUCAAGGACGGCGCACCUUUCACCAAAGCCGUGCGCCAGGACGGCUUCAUGUCCACGAUAUCGAUGGACGCCCUUACGCCAGCAGGACAACGGCAACUACACCUGCCGCGCGUCAAACGCCUGGUGGCCCCGAGCUGGAGAUCGGAGCCCAAGGACGUGGUCGCAGUCACCGGUCACUCGGUAGUGGUUGACUGCCAGGCGGAAGGCGAGCCACCGCCGCACAUACGCUGGAAGACGGCGUCGGGUUGGGACGGCGGCCCCUAUCGCGCCCUGGUGAGCACCUCCCGAGUGCACGUGCUCGUCAACGGAUCUCUGAGCGUGCGCAGUCUGGAGACUGGCGACGCGGGUCUCUACCUGUGCGAGGCCUCCAACGGCGUCGGCGCUGAACUCUCCAAGGUGGUGCGCCUCACCGUACGCAGCAGUCCUCGUCUGUCACCCAAGGAGUCGACCACGUCCGCCAAGCGGGGAAGUACGGUGCACCUCCAGUGCGAACCGGAGGCUGGAGACACACCCAUGCGCCUCUGGUGGCUCAAGGACGGCGUGCCCGUCGCAGCUCUCGGAGAUCACAGGUACACGCAAACGCAGCACACUGACGUCAAGAGGCCCAAGUCUACGCUGACAAUCACGAACGUCCAAAAGUCUGACGACGCCGUGUUCACCUGUCACGCUUCCAACGACUACGGAGAGGACACAAACAACGUGCAGCUGACAGUGCAGGACGUACCCGGCGUACCCGAAAGCCUACAAGUCAGCGAAGCGUCCAGCAGAUAUGUGCGGCUUGCCUGGACAGAGCCUUUUAAUGGAAACCUUCCCCUAUCACAGUACCUGCUGAGAUGGACAAACAAAGAAGGAACGUGGGAGGACAGCGUGGCGGUGUCUGGCACCGAGACAAAGGUUACCGUGCGAGGACUGGUGCCCGCUGCCUCGUACCUGUUCACCGUGCGAGCGGAGAACGCGUUGGGUCCCGGCAGCUACACCUCGCCCCUGGAGGUGCACACCGACGAUGAACCUCCUCGAAAUGCGCCAACGAGUGUUCACCUAACGCCGAUCGAUUCCAGGAGCAUCGCAAUAAAAUUUGAGGACGUUUCUUCCUCGCCCGGACAAUCGGGGCCCGGUGGCAGCAACCGCGUGGACGGUUACUACGUGGCCUACAGGCGCGAGGGGUCGCCAGAGCCCCUCCGCUACCAGACGCUGCACGAACGAGAGGGCGUGCUCACCGGCUUGGACAGGGACACCCGCUACGAGGUGCUCGUACAGGCCUACAACUCCAAGGGACCAGGGCCUCCGUCCAGAACGCACUCCGCGCGCACGCUAGUUGCUGAUCCCCCUCCAGCUCCGACGUACCGGGUGGUCGGCACCACUGCUCGGACCAUCUCGUUGGCGUGGGAGAGGCCGGUCAUCGCUUUCGAUGAUCCCCCCAUAAGGACGUACUACGUGUCGUGGCGAGUGGAAGGCGACGAGCAUCCUUGGCGAGAGCAGUCGGUGGGCGGUGACCGCACAAACUUCGCUCUUUCGGGUCUCGCAUGCGGCACCAGACAUCAACUGCGCAUGCGUUCUGCCAGCGAUGUGGGACGAGGACCCGAAGGCAACGUCGUCACAGCUUCGACUGAAGGGAACCGCCCGGUGCUGCAGCAGCCGGACCGCCUAGUUGACAGCAACUCCACAUCAGCCUGGUUGCACCCCGAAGCGUGGUGGCACGGCGGAUGCCCCAUCAGCCACUUCACCGUCCACUACCGGCGCAGCACGGAAGCAGACUGGACGCUGGUGUCCAGUCACCUGCCGUUCAGGCUCAACGACGAGCCGCUGGUGCUCUACGAUCUCGAACCGGGAUCCUGGUACGUGCUGCUCAUGGUGGCCCACAACGAUGCCGGCAGCACCACGGCGCAAGUCAACUUUGCCACGCUAACGCUGUCCGGAGACGUGCCUUUUCAGAAGCCGCACCUUCUUGACGCCAAGAUGGCGUCCUUCUAUCGCCACUUGACUGUUACGUUGCCUAUUGGCAGUUCGGUGCUGGUGCUUGUAGUGGUGCUAGCCGUGCUGUGGUGCGUUCUACGGCGGCAUGCGGAGGACGCAACGGUGGUCCACGGCACACCGCAAGUGCUCACUUCAGGAUUGUGGCGCCUGCUCUGGAUCUCCCCGUAA